AUGAGCGGCAACCACAACCAGGACCCCACUGCGGGCGGGGGCACGCCACGCCUCGCCCUCUCCAUCCUCACAACUACGGGCGAUGCGCCCGAGACGCCGCUGACAACAACCCGCUUCGCGCCGCCGCCGGCCGUGGUGCGCACGUCGCCGCGGCUGAGUGCGCGGCCGCCCAACUCGCCCAUGAUCAGCGGCAAGAGCCCCCGCAUCAGCGGCAAGCAUGGGCGGAGCGCGAGCGGCGUGCGAGGCGGCGGGGGCGGGGGCAGCGGUGCGCCGCCGACGCCGAUCCUCUCGCACGCGCACUCGCCCGCCCUGCCGCCCAACGACAUCCCCAUCCCGCCCGACCAGCCCGAGUUCGCAGAGCUCCUCACGCCCGCGCAGCUGCAGAAGCGCAAGCGCGCCCGCGUGCACGGCACGCUCGGCACGGGGCUGGGCACGUUCGCCGGCCUGCCGGUGCUCGAGGGCCCGAGCCGGCUCGGAUUCACGACGCACAAUGGCGAUCUGUACCGCGGCGCCGUGGCCGACCCCAACGCCGGACAGGAGCCCGAGGAAGACAACGAGGACGCGCUGAGUGUCAGCUCGCGCACGUCGACGUCCAGCUCUUGGUCCUGGGGCAGUGGAAACCUCGAACGUGGUCGCCGUGCGACGAUGGGCGUUGUGCGUCGUGUCGGAGAGGCCAUCGGUGUGCGGAGAGGGAGCCACACGUCCCACUCGAGCGGGGCGAGCACGAAUUCGACGGAUAGCGAUAGUGACAAUGACGGCGCGACGUCCCGGUUCAGCAGGUUCGGCCGCGCGCUCACCCGCACCAUGUCGAGGGCGGGCACCGAGGCGUCGACGGACCGCCCGAGGCGAGUGUACAAGCCGCGUAGGCGAGAGUUUACGCUCGUGCUGCCGCCCGAGCCGAGCACGUUGCACCCGGCGGACAAGCAGCAGGAGUUUAUGCCGCUCGACGUGAGCGUGCCGGGGACGCCGGCCGAGUCGGAGCGGGUCAUUACCACGCCUGUGCUGCCGCCUAUUCUCGAGGCGAUCCGCGCCGCGCGCGCCCAGUCAGGCCACGGCGGGGUGGGUAGCGAGCCUGUCGUGGCCUCGUCUCACAACCUGCCGAUUCAUAACGUGCCGGUGCGGAGGGGCGGCUCGGGGCCUGGACGGCUGCGCGCUGCCCCGCCCCACCCGUUCGCGCCGCCGCCGGUCCCCCGCCCCGCGCUUCAGCGCGGUCAUUCACACACGCACACACUCAGCCGAGUCGACGCGCUCCGCGCGCAGGCUGGCACGGGCGUCGUGCGGCCCAAGUCGGCGUCGGACCUGCUCGGCCUCGCUGCUACGCCAAAGUCGGCUUCGGACCUGCUUGGCUUGGCCAAGUCGCCGACGGCUUCGACGUUUGGGUUCGAUAACGACGACGGCAUCCCCACCCAGGCGCCAGUCCUUGGGCCAGAGCUAACGACGAUCCCGUCGCCGACUCCGACGGCGCGUGAGAAGCCCAAGGCGUGUAUCCCACCUUGGUGGCUCGAUGUUUCGUGCCCGAACUGGAAGGACCUGCGCGACAUUGGCGAGCUGCUCGGCCUGCACCCGCUUACGCUGGAAGACGUCCUGCACCAGGACCCGCGCGAGAAGCUGGACACAUACGACAAGCUGGGCUACUACUUUGUCGUUGUUCGCGCCCUCGAUGAGCAGUACUUCAAGUACACUCCUGGCUCCAACACUGCGCCGCCUGGGCCACCGGGGUCAGAGUUCGUACCUGCCAAUGACUCGGCACGACGCGCCGCAAGCGAGGCGCAAAAGAAGGACCGCCGCCGCUCAGGCUGGGGCUUUGGCCGCUCCACCGGCCAUCUGGCGCGCAAGACGGGCGAGAAGGUCGAGAUUGUCGAAGACAACCCAGGCAAGGAAGGUAUCGAGGGCGUGGGUGUCGGCGGCGUCAACAUGUACCUCGUCGUGUUCUCUGACGGCAUUGUCACGUUCCACUACGACGACGUUAGCAAGCACACAAAGAGAGUCCUCAGCCGCCUUCUCAGUAACCCUGGACAGGGCCACUCGUCCGACUGGAUCGCCCACGGCCUUCUAGACUCGAUCGUUGACGCGUUCUUCCCGCUCGCCGGCUAUGUCGACGGGGCUGUCGACGAUCUCGACGCGCUCACGGUUGACCCCACGCGGGAUCCGCGCGACCCACAGCCGUUGCCCCACCCCAACAUUGAGGUUGCGUCGCCAGCAGACGCGCCGUAUGCGCCGCAUGUGGAGGACGGCGAGAACGAGUGGAUCGAGCUGCAGGAGAAGAAGGCGCAGAUCGCUACAGCUGGGCUGCGUAACCGCGCCCACAAGCGCACUCCGACGUCACGCGUUCUGGCAAGGACCCGUGCCGUGACACAGGCAGCCGUCUCGCAUGUCCACAAGCCCAAGGUCCGGCGCAAGCCCGAGACGACGACCCAGUAUGUCAUCCUCGGCCUGACGUACGUCAAGCUCUUCUUCUUCCCCACGGCGUCGGCGCGUCGGCACCACGUCGCGGCCCAUCGCGAGGAUGUGUUCGACCGGUCUACCAUGCUGCGCAGCAUGACUGACAUGCGCCGCCUCGUGUCUGGCCUCAGCCGCCUGCUCCACGGCAAGCAGUCCGUCGUUGCGAGCAUGCUCAAGCGCGCCGGCGAGAGCGGCAAUGACGUCGAAGCGUACCUGUCCGACGUCAACGACCAUAUUCUUCUCCUCCAGACGUCAUUCUAUCACUACGACUAUAUCCUCUCGCACUGCCAGCCGGCGUACAUGUCCUACCUGCGUGUGGCCAACGCCCUGUCGCGUGGCAGUACCGAUAUCCUCAUUCUCUCGCUGUCUGUCGUCACCGUCGGUAUCCUGCCCAUGCAGGUCUUGGUCGGCAUGUUCUCUCUGAACGUCCACAUGCCGUGCAACGGCGACCGCCAGCACCACAGGCGCGCCGACGGCUCUCCGUCGCCUUAUAACGUCUUUGGCAUGAUUGUCGCCGGCACGGUGCUCAUCAGCUGCAUUGUAGUGCUGCUCAUCCGCUACUGGCGAUACCGUGCCCGUAAAAAGUGGUCCCAGAUCCGCGGUGCCGACGUGCCCGAGCCUUGGAGCGCGUUCUGGGGAUGGGAGUAGCCGCGGCGCGGCGAGGCCAGCUACGAACGGAUCAUUUUCUCACAGUUUCCUGGUUUUUCUUCUUUUCAUUGCAUAACACAACAACAAUCACAGCAUCAUAGAUGGAUAUCAGCAUAGGCAAUCGCAUAAUUCGGGAUGAAUCGGUG
Molecule: messenger RNA, 3236 nt
Organism: Vanrija pseudolonga
Lineage: Eukaryota; Fungi; Basidiomycota; Tremellomycetes; Trichosporonales; Trichosporonaceae
Product: Putative metal ion transporter
Exons: 3
Coding region: 1-3090 (1029 amino acids)
Biological process (GO): intracellular magnesium ion homeostasis; magnesium ion transmembrane transport
Cellular component (GO): membrane
Molecular function (GO): magnesium ion transmembrane transporter activity
Source: RefSeq, a predicted model, not a curated record